Messenger RNA from Hemibagrus wyckioides, 2498 nucleotides. It is a transcript of the gene rdh8b, whose product is annotated as retinol dehydrogenase 8b. Gene Ontology annotation, molecular function: estradiol 17-beta-dehydrogenase [NAD(P)+] activity. Gene Ontology annotation, cellular component: cytoplasm. Gene Ontology annotation, biological process: estrogen biosynthetic process. NCBI's taxonomy places the organism in Eukaryota, Metazoa, Chordata, Actinopteri, Siluriformes, Bagridae. The transcript has 6 exons. Bases 626 to 1579 code for a protein of 317 amino acids. The record is from RefSeq and is a predicted model, not a curated record.
UACAGAGAGUUAUCUCACAGUGACUGGUCAUUACAGAGGGUUAUCUCACAGUGACUGGUCAUUACAGAGAGUUAUCUCACAGUGACUGGUCAUUACAGAGAGUUAUCUCACAGUGACUGGUCAUUACAGAGAGUUAUCUCACAGUGACUGGUCAUUACAUACUGGAUUGGGAAAAGUGCCGUACUCCAAACCCGUCUCCUGUUAUAAAGUCAUACAAGAGCUAAUUUUUUUCUCUCACUAUUUUCAGUACUUUAUGAAUGUGUACAAGUUGAUUUUUGCAUUUAAGUAAAAUAAAGAGAAUUGCCACUAAAACCAUUUUUUUCUUCUUAACAUACUUCCUGUUCCUGUCAUCUAAACAAAGAAUAAUGGAAAAAAAACCUUUAAUUUGCCAAGACAUCAGAACCGAACCGAAACCCGUGGGUAAAAACCGCGGUACGUAUUGAACCGUGGGGUAACUGUAUUGUUGCAGCCCUAGUUGAUACACUCUGUGAAGAUCUCAGUAGGCGCACGGUGUGUUCACUAAUCCAGGAUAAAACAUGUGACCUCAUACACACUCACCAUCAUCAUCAUCCUCUUAGAGAUUGACUUUAAUCCCUCCAUCAGCGUCUCUCUCUGAGGAGGCAUCAUGGCUACUCCUGGGCAGAAGGUGGUGUUGAUCACGGGCUGCUCUUCAGGAAUCGGCCUGUGGAUUGCUGUGCUGCUCGCUAAAGAUGAACAACAGAGAUAUUACGUGAUAGCUACGAUGAGGAACCUGCAGAAGAAAGAGCGUCUGUUGGAGGCAGUGGGUGAAGCGUACGGUAAAACUCUCUCUCUCCUCACACUUGAUGUGUGUAGUGACCAGUCUGUCUCAGAGUGUAUCAAGAGCAUUAAAGACAGACACAUAGACAUACUGAUUAAUAAUGCAGGUGUGGGUCUGGUCAGCCCGGUGGAGUGUGUGUCCAUGGAGGAGGUGAGGAGUGUCUUUGAGACGAAUGUGUUUGGAGUGAUCAGGAUGAUUAAAGCUGUUGUUCCGGACAUGAAGAAACGGCGAGCGGGACACAUCAUCGUCAUCAGCAGCACCAUGGGCCUGCAAGGUGUGGUGUUUAAUGACGUCUACGCUGCAUCUAAGUUCGCUGUGGAGGGGUUUUGUGAAAGUCUUGCCGUGCAGCUGCUCAAGUUUAACAUCAGGGUGUCGAUGAUCGAGCCCGGUCCGGUCCACACUGAUUUUGAGGUGAAAAUGAUUGAGCAGGUCUCUCAGAAAGAUUACCCGGAAUGUGACGCUGAGACGCUUCACUACUUCAAGAACGUUUAUCUUCCUGCUUCAGUGGACGUCUUCCAAACGCUGGGCCAAACACCUCAGCAGAUCGCCAUGAGCACUAAACAGGUGAUGGAGACACAACGUCCUCGCUUCCGCAGCCUCACUAACCCUCUGUACACACCGCUGGUGGCCCUGAAGAUGGCCGAUGAGAGUGGAGAUCUUUCUGUACGCUCGCUUCAUCACCUGCUCUUCAACCUGGGAGGAGUCAUGAAGUUCAGCAUGAACAUGCUCAAGUGCCUCACCUGUGUGUGUUUACGGAGCAGAACUGUCGCACCUGACUAACACACACAUACACACACACACACUCACAGACACAGACACACACACACACACACGCAGACACACACUCACACACACGCAGACACACACACACACACACUCCCUUGUCGAUCCUUCAGAAUUAGUCAGUUAUACAAGUAAUAAAAGAGCAUGUGAGUUAAACUGCUGCAGCGCUUCUCCUCCUGUGGACUGCAUCAGAUUAGACAGUUCCUGCUUCUUCCACCACGGCAGAUGACCCACAGCACUCUCCCUGUCAGCCAGCAGAUCCCAUGUGUUCUCAAUAGGACUGAACUCUGGCCGUGGUAGAAGACUGACCUUGAUGUCUUUCAGGAACUCAUGUACAGAAGGAGCAGGUUGGCUGGUGGUGUUGUCAUGCUGCAGGUUCAUGUAGCUUACAGGAAGUGUAGCAUGUGACAGAGGAGGAUGUGUUCCCUUCAACACAGUAUUCAAAUUACCUGCAAAUGAACACAAGCUGAUUUCCACUUUAUACCAGAACAUUUCCAAGACCAACUUGAGGCCAGCCGCUUAAACUGGGCUGAGACUGGGUCAUGCAGCAGGACAUUAAACUGAGUGUGAAAAGAUGUUUGUGUGAAAUGAACAGAAUUAACAGCUGUAUUAAUGAACCGGUCAGCCUUUACAGGACAGAUGAGUGUGGAUGUAAAGUUACUCUCCACUCAGUCAAAGCCCUACAGCCCUGACCAAACCACUAUAAACACAGCAAAAGUCUGGCCUGAAGUCUCCUACCUGACAGCUGCCGGUAAUCCAGCUUCAUCAGCCUGCUGAAGUAGUCUAAUAGGAUUAAUGAGUUCUCCUGUUUGGUUGCUCACAUUGUGUGCUCCUGCCCUCUGCUGGCUGCACAUGGUGUAGCAGUUUACAUUAAAUACAUUAUUUACAUUAUUAUUUUUUUUUUUUUGCCCUUGAC